Mesocricetus auratus (golden hamster) is the source of this 3280-nucleotide messenger RNA. RefSeq names its product YTH domain containing 1 (gene Ythdc1). The record is from RefSeq and is a predicted model, not a curated record. Gene Ontology annotation, cellular component: nucleoplasm. The transcript is spliced from 17 exons. Lineage: Eukaryota; Metazoa; Chordata; Mammalia; Rodentia; Cricetidae. Gene Ontology annotation, molecular function: N6-methyladenosine-containing RNA reader activity; mRNA binding. The coding region runs from base 330 to 2531 and encodes 733 amino acids. Gene Ontology annotation, biological process: mRNA splicing, via spliceosome; regulation of alternative mRNA splicing, via spliceosome.
AUUUCGGGAGCGGGAUUGUCUCCCGCAGGAAGCAGGCUCCAUUUUAGCGCCGCCCGCCGUCGCCAUCUGUGUGUCUCCCCUUCCCCUUGUCCCUGUGGUGGCGGCGUCCCAACAGGAAGGCUGAAGCCCGGGCCGCCCGAGGCCAGUGCCGAAAGGCGGGAAGGAGAAGCGAGGCCGGGUGCGCUUAGGAGCUGAGUGGCGCAGUUCAGGUCGGAGCGCGCGGCCCGCCGGACGGACUGACGGACGGGCUCGUGCGCCUGCGGCCGCGGCUGCGGCGCCCGCGCGACUCGCGUCCCGGCGGUGGCGGCGGCGGAAGCCGGGGGGCAGCCAUGGCGGCCGACAGCCGGGAGGAGAAAGAUGGGGAACUUAAUGUUUUAGAUGAUAUUUUAACUGAAGUACCAGAACAGGAUGAUGAACUGUACAAUCCAGAGAGUGAACAGGAUAAAAAUGAGAAAAAAGGAUCAAAAAGAAAAAGUGAACGAAUGGAAUCUACUGACAGCAAGCGACAGAAGCCUUCCAUCCAUUCAAGGCAGCUGAUUUCUAAGCCACUAAGCUCAUCUAUUAGCAAUAAUAAAAGAAUAGUUAGUACAAAAGGAAAGUCGGUUACAGAAUAUAAAAAUGAGGAAUAUCAAAGAUCUGAAAGGAACAAGCGUCUAGAUGCUGAUCGAAAAAUUCGUCUGUCAAGUAGUUCUUCUAGAGAACCUUACAAGACUCAACCAGAAAAACCUUGUCUACGGAAAAGGGAUUCUGAAAGAAGGGCCAAGUCUCCUACACCAGAUGGUUCUGAGAGAAUUGGGCUUGAAGUUGAUAGACGUGCAAGCAGAUCCAGCCAGUCUUCAAAGGAAGAGGUUAACUCUGAAGAAUAUGGCUCUGACCACGAGACAGGGAGCAGUGGUUCUUCUGAUGAACAGGGCAACAACACUGACAAUGAGGAGGAAGGUGUGGAAGAAGAUGUAGAUGAGGAUGAAGAGGUAGAUGAAGAUGCAGAAGAUGAUGAGGAAGUGGAUGAAGAUGCAGAGGAGGAGGAAGAGGAGGAUGAAGAGGAAGAAGAGGAGGAAGAAGAGGAAGAGGAAGAAUAUGAACAGGAUGAGAGAGAUCAGAAGGAAGAGGGAAAUGACUAUGACACCCGGAGUGAGGCCAGUGAUUCUGGUUCUGAGUCUGUUUCCUUCACAGAUGGAUCUGUCAGAUCUGGUUCAGGAACAGAUGGAUCAGAUGAGAAAAAGAAGGAGAGGAAGAGAGCUCGAGGCAUAUCACCCAUUGUUUUUGAUAGAAGUGGCAGUUCUGCAUCAGAGUCAUACGCAGGUUCAGAAAAGAAGCAUGAGAAAUUAUCAUCUUCCGUUCGUGCUGUCCGAAAAGAUCAAACCAGUAAACUCAAAUACGUCCUUCAAGAUGCAAGAUUUUUCCUCAUAAAGAGUAACAACCAUGAGAAUGUGUCUCUUGCCAAAGCUAAGGGUGUAUGGUCCACAUUGCCUGUAAAUGAGAAGAAACUAAAUCUUGCAUUCAGAUCUGCAAGGAGUGUUAUCUUAAUAUUUUCUGUCCGAGAAAGUGGAAAAUUUCAAGGUUUUGCCAGACUGUCUUCAGAAUCACAUCAUGGUGGAUCUCCUAUACACUGGGUGCUUCCAGCAGGAAUGAGUGCUAAAAUGCUUGGAGGUGUGUUUAAAAUUGACUGGAUUUGCAGGCGUGAAUUACCCUUUACUAAAUCAGCUCAUCUUACCAAUCCUUGGAAUGAACAUAAGCCGGUCAAGAUUGGGCGUGAUGGACAGGAAAUUGAACUUGAAUGUGGAACCCAGCUUUGUCUUCUAUUUCCCCCUGAUGAAAGUAUUGACUUGUAUCAGCUCAUUCAUAAAAUGCGUCACAAGAGAAGAAUGCAUUCUCAGCCUCGAUCAAGAGGACGUCCAUCCCGUCGAGAACCAGUCCGGGAUGUGGGAAGGCGUCGACCAGAAGAUUAUGAUAUUCAUAACAGCAGAAAGAAACCAAGGAUUGACUAUCCCCCUGAGUUUCACCAGAGACCAGGGUAUUUAAAGGAUCCCCGAUACCAGGAAGUUGACAGUUUCACAAAUCUUAUUCCCAACAGACGAUUUUCAGGAGUCCGCCGAGAUGUGUUUUUAAAUGGGUCCUACAAUGAUUAUGUGAGGGAAUUUCAUAACAUGGGACCACCACCUCCUUGGCAAGGAAUGCCUCCUUAUCCGGGAAUGGAACAGCCUCCACACCAUCCUUACUACCAGCACCAUGCUCCACCUCCUCAAGCCCACCCCCCUUACUCAGGACACCAUCCUGUACCACAUGAAGCAAGAUACAGAGAUAAACGAGUACAUGAUUAUGAUAUGAGGGUGGAUGAUUUCCUUCGCCGCACACAAGCUGUUGUCAGUGGUCGGAGAAGUAGACCCCGUGAAAGAGAUCGGGAGCGAGAGCGGGACCGUCCUAGAGAUAACAGAAGAGACAGAGAGCGAGACAGAGGUCGUGAUCGAGAAAGAGAAAGAAUAUGUGAUCGGGACAGAGACCGAGGGGAGAGAGGUCGUUAUCGAAGAUAAUGUGCUUUUGGAAGCACUGAUUGAAGAUGAUAAAACAAAUAUUGUAUUUUUUUUGUGUGUUUACAAGUAGUAAAUUUAUUUUCAGCUGUCUACUUAAAGCUCAUUGUGUAGAAGGAUUUAUUAUCAUCUUUGUUCCAAGCAUGCAGUAGAAUAAGAACUGGAAAUCUCAGAUCCUCCAAAAAUGCACAGUUGACAGUUGAGUUGACACUUUUAUUGGGGCAGAAUGGAACAGUCCAAGAAUGUAGAUAUUGAUUCAUUCUCUAUAAAUGUUCUUUUUACAGUAUAUUCAUCCUAGAGUUACUUUGUUUGUUUUCUUUCUUUUGGAUCUUGAUCAGUAACUGCCAUAGUAUUUUGCUUUGUGUUUCUACAUGUAGCUGCCCACGGUUCAGUAAAAAUAAUGCUGCUAUCAAGUAUGCAAAUAUUGAAGUAUGAUGGUUUGACUAUAUGGCAGUGUUGUAGCAGCCUGUUUCUCCUCUUCCCUCUUUUUUUAAACCUAUAAAGUCACUUCUUAUUUUUUUUUUAGUCUUCAAUGAUGAGAGCAAUAUUAAGAAGACAUUGCUAUCUAAUUUUUAAUCUUUUUAAAUAAAAAAGUUCCCAUGUUCAGUAGCAUGGUUGAUGCUAUUGUUUAGCCUUCCUUCUAAACUGUACAUCGGCUUGGAAUGUUCACAAUUUGCGUGUGUGACAGCAGAAGAUAACCCCACAUUCUACAUUGCUACUGUUUUGUAUGAAAUAAAUUGGUAAAAGAUUGA